CUGGCCGCGCACUGAACGCCUGCGACGGUCACCCGCAUGACCGUCUGUAUACCUCUCGAGGCGGCCUCGCCGAUACCACAGACGCCCUCUUUCUUGGUGCCGCCGUCUGAUCCUGAAAACCAGCUGGGUAAAUUGCUCAAGGCAAUUUUGAAGGCGAAGCGGAUCGCUGUUGUAUGCGGUGCUGGGAUAUCGGUGCAUGCUGGCAUACCAGAUUUUCGUUCUCCGGAAGGUCUUUUCCAGACGCUGAAAAAAGAGAAUCCAAAGGAAUCGUUGUCGUCAGGGAGGGACUUGUUCGAUGCGUCGGUGUUCAAUUCCGAAAGCACCACAUCCCUGUUCUGCCAAAUGAUCGCCCACCUCUCCGAGUUGUCACAAACAGCCGUGCCGACCCCUUUCCACAACCUCCUGCGUACCCUGGAUGACCGCGGACGGUUGCUGCGGGUCUACACGCAGAACAUCGACGCCUUGGAGUCCAAGUGCGGGCUGUCCCUCGGCGUCCCGGACUACGAAGACCGCCGAGGGAACGCUUGGUCCCCCAAGUCCUCUGGCAAGGCAAAGGCCACCUCGCAGUCGUCCUCUUCGCUGCCCGUUCACUCUCCAGGUGUGCGCCUCCUCUCGCCACCUGCCGAGACACCGCGCUGCAUACCCUUGCACGGCACCCUGCAGCGCGUGCACUGCCAGACCUGCCACCACUCCUUCCCGCUCGAAGACCAUCUCUCCUCGCUGUCCUCGGGGCAGCCGCCGGCCUGUCCAGAAUGCGCCUCCCAGGAGGAGACGCGGCAGCUCGUGGGCAAGCGCUCCCGCGGGGUAGGCAAGCUGCGCCCGAGUGUCGUGUUGUACAACGAGGACCACCGGGAAGGCGAGGGCGUCGGCGAGGUCGUCCGGAAGGAUCUGAUGGGGAGCAAUAAAGGGAAGGGCAGGGCGGGGGCGGAUUUGUUGCUGGUGGUGGGUACGAGCCUUAGGGUACCUGGGACGAAGCGCAUUGUGCGCGAGUUUGCGAAGGCGGUGCGGGCUCGGAACUCGUGUGCGUCGAGCAAGGACACCGGAUUGCUGACUCCAUCCUCGACUCCGCCGAGGCGGGCGUGUGCCGCAGACGAAGAGGUGCCGAUGAAGUCGAUAUAUCUGAACCUUGACUUCCCGGUGCCAACACGGGAGUGGGAAGGUGUCUUUGACGUCUGGGUGAAGGGAGAUGCACAGUCUUUCGCUCAGAUGCUGGACGAAGAGAUUGGGAAGGAAGAUAAGGCCAGGGAAGCUGCUGCGGAGAGGAAGCGAAAGAGGGAUGCGAAGUCUGCCAGGAAGGACGGGCUGGAGAUCGUCGACGCUGAAGACGAACCAAUUCCAGUCAAGAGGCGGAAAUGGAGUGGUGCCUCUCAUAGCUCCAAGAAGAAAGCCAAGCCGACCCCGACCAAGUCCUCCACCGGCAAGCGUAUAACCACUGGAGUAGUCAAGAAAUCCCUCAAGGACUCCCUCGUCACAACCAAGAGAUCUGAGGGUGCAGAUGUUACUCCCUUCACAAUCAAAAUUCCCCCUCGUAUCAAGCAACCACCAGUACCGGAAGUAUGUAUCACAACACCGGUCCCCAGAGGCAAGAAUAAACAUACACAGCUACUAUCACCAUCUCCGUCACCGCCGGUGGGCCGUGCGGCGUCCCAUCCCAAGAGUCCCAGCAAGCAGAAAAGGUUUACCGUCUCCAAACGGAAGGCCUCAGUCUUGGGCACGCCGAACAGCGGGCCGCGCGAUGCACAUGCAGAUGACUCUGACCAGGAUGAUUCUAAUGAACUGUCCGAUGCACUCUUACGGACUGUUCAGUAUGGUCUGCGACGACCUGGCGGAUAGCCGAUCGCGCGCGGUCGGACUGGACUAUCGUAUUUAUCCAAUAAUUUGUAUGCAUACUGUAUCAGCUCUGCGACGUCCGGACUGUAUGCUUGUAGGUCGCUAAUGUUCCAUGCGGUUUCAUCCAGACAGUCCGAUAUGUGUCACAGCGGGCAAGGAGGCAGUUAUACUAUAGGCG
Messenger RNA from Gloeophyllum trabeum ATCC 11539, 2008 nucleotides. RefSeq names its product DHS-like NAD/FAD-binding domain-containing protein. Gene Ontology annotation, biological process: replication-born double-strand break repair via sister chromatid exchange; pericentric heterochromatin formation; regulation of DNA repair. Gene Ontology annotation, molecular function: histone deacetylase activity, NAD-dependent; NAD+ binding. The record is from RefSeq and is a predicted model, not a curated record. The transcript has 3 exons. NCBI's taxonomy places the organism in Eukaryota, Fungi, Basidiomycota, Agaricomycetes, Gloeophyllales, Gloeophyllaceae. Gene Ontology annotation, cellular component: mating-type region heterochromatin. Bases 37 to 1833 code for a protein of 598 amino acids.